Taeniopygia guttata (zebra finch) is the source of this 2019-nucleotide messenger RNA. It is a transcript of the gene ACSF2, whose product is annotated as acyl-CoA synthetase family member 2. Lineage: Eukaryota; Metazoa; Chordata; Aves; Passeriformes; Estrildidae. Gene Ontology annotation, biological process: fatty acid metabolic process. Gene Ontology annotation, molecular function: medium-chain fatty acid-CoA ligase activity. The record is from RefSeq and is a predicted model, not a curated record.
CCGAGCGCGGAACGGAACGGGACGGGACGGAACGGGACGGGUCCCGCGGGGCGCUCGGCGCUGCCCAGCCGCAGGAAUGGCCAUGGCCCGGCUGGCAGCGCUGGCCCGGCACGGGCUGCAGCUCCUGCACCGGGCAGCCCCGGCGGGCAGUGCCCUGCACACAAAGAUGCCCUCUGUGUCUCCCAAGGUGACCACCAGCUACAUCCAGGGACCCACAGAUGUUCCCCUUCUUGACAAAACCGUGGGGCAGUGCCUGGAGGAGACUGUGCAGCGCUUUCCUGACCGCGAGGCCUUGGUCUUCUGCCGGGAUGGGGUUCGGAAGACAUUUGCCCAGUUCAAAGAGGAGGUGGACCAAGCAGCAGCUGGACUUCUGGCCCUUGGCCUGAGGAAGGGAGACCGGCUGGGGAUGUGGGGACCCAAUAAAUACGAGUGGGUUCUUAUGCAGUUUGCAACUGCCCAGGCAGGAAUCAUCCUGGUGUCUGUGAAUCCAGCCUACCAGGCCUCUGAGCUGGAGUUUGUGCUCAGGAAGGUUGGCUGUAAGGCCCUGGUGUUCCCCAAUCAAUUUAAAACACAGAAAUACUAUGAUAUUCUAAAGCAGUCAUGUCCUGAACUAGAAAAUUCCAGUCCUGGGGGAAUAAAGAGCAAAAGGCUACCUGACUUAUCCAUUGUCAUCAUGUGUGACUCUAAGCUGCCUGGCACCUUCCACAUGGAUGAAGUGAUGCAGGCUGGGGACAGCAGCCACCUGAAGCAGCUCAGGGCCGUGCAGCAGACACUGUCCUGCCAUGAGCCCAUCAACAUCCAGUUCACUUCAGGAACAACAGGAAGCCCUAAAGGAGCCACCCUGUCCCACAGGAACAUUGUGAAUAAUGCCAAUCUGGUUGGUCUGAGGCUGGGGAUCACAGACCAGGAGAGUCGCUCUGGGCUCCCUGCGCCUCUCUACCACUGCCUGGCGUCGGUGGGAGGCUGCAUGGUGAUGGCUCUGCAUGGCACCUCCUGCAUCUUCUCAUCUCCCAGCUUCGAGGGCAAGGCUGCACUGGAGGCUGUGUCUCGAGAGAAAUGCUCCUUCCUCCUCGGCACACCCACCAUGUUCAUAGACAUGCUCUCCCAGCCGGACUUCGACUCCUAUGACCUGUCAACUCUCCGGGGAGGAAUUAUUGCAGGCUCUCCUGUUCCCCCUGAGACCAUGAGGACAAUUAUCACCAAGAUGCACAUGCCAGAGCUUGUGGUUGCCUAUGGGACCACAGAAAACAGCCCUGUCACCUUCAUGGGGUUCCCCAAUGACAACAUGGACCAGAAAACUGAGACAGUGGGAUACAUCUUUCCCCACACAGAGGCAAAAAUUGAGGAUCCAGAAACAGGGCAGUCUGUGCCUCUGAACGCUCCAGGGGAGCUUCAGAUCCGUGGCUACUGCGUCAUGCUGGGCUACUGGAAUGACCCUGCCAAGACAAGUGACGUGAUCACUGCUGAGAGGUGGUACAAGACAGGGGACCUCGCCACCCUGAACGAGCAUGGCUACUGCAGAAUUAUAGGGCGUUGCAAGGACAUGAUUAUUCGGGGAGGAGAGAACAUCUAUCCAUCAGAACUUGAGCAGUUCCUCCACACCCAUCCCAAGGUUGAGGAGGUCCAGGUGGUUGGUGUGAAGGAUUCGAGGAUGGGAGAAGAGAUCUGUGCCUGCAUCCGACUGCGGGCUGGGCAGGACUGCAGCGAGGAAGAGAUCAAAGCUUUCUGCAAAGGGAAGAUCUCGCAUUUCAAGAUCCCACGUUAUGUUGUGUUUGUGAGCCAGUACCCACUCACUGUCUCAGGCAAGAUUCAGAAAUACAAGUUGAGGGAGCAGAUGGAGAGGCACUUGCAGCUCUGAGAUUGGGAAGGCAGAGCAAAAACCAGGACAAAUCAACUCCAUUCCAGUCAGCUCUGAGUCUGGUUUGACCUGUGCCUUGGGCUAUGCAAGGAAGACUUUCCCUCCCUGACAUCAGGCUGAUGGCACUUUUAGUCAAUAAAACAAAGUGCCUUUUUUUUCCA